This is a messenger RNA of Physella acuta, 2613 nucleotides long. RefSeq lists its product as uncharacterized. Lineage: Eukaryota; Metazoa; Mollusca; Gastropoda; Physidae. The record is from RefSeq and is a predicted model, not a curated record.
CCGGUAGUAAACCCAAUUCAACAGAGGAGAGUGUGAAAAUUGUGAUUUGUGACAUUAAAAUUGUUAUAAUGGUUUAAGCCAAACGAUUUUUGUAUAAAAAUGAAUAUAAAUAGAAGAAUGUCAAGUUAAGUAGGUCAGACGUACCAAACACAGCCCGCCCAAAGUUGUGGUCAUCAGCUGGCCCUCAGAAAGGGAAUGACGUCACAUGAACACAGCAGCCGUAAACUGACCAACAGUGAUAAUGAUAAACGGAGACAGGCAAUCGAUGAGCUGGAGCAGAAGCAAGUAGAGCUAAUGAAAGAAAUCAUCCAGCUGAAGAAGACGGAAGCGAGGCUGGAGGAGGUGUGUCAGAAUAUGACGCACAGUUCCUCGUGUCGUCAUAGACCAAUCAUCAGCCGGAGCCAAUCAGAGAGCUUCGGUGUGCUCAAGCCAGCACGUCCAGGGAACAUCUACGAUAGAUUCCAGACUUCUUACACGUCCGCAGACUGGCGUGGCACGACUUCCGGUUUGAAAUUUUCAUCGGUUGAAGAAAAGACGUCGGGGGUAAAACCUUCAUCGGUUGUGGAUAUAAUGUCAGGGGAUAAAUCUUCAUCCGCUGUUGGUAUGACGACAGGGAGGAUUAUAAAUCCGCAAUCAAAUAGUUGGCGCGGAUUUGAGUUUAUCCCAGUUGAGCAGGCGUUAAGUCAGCCCCAGCAGACGUCGCUGUCUGCGAAUGCAAAAGGUAAACAAAAGUUCGUGCGAACCAACUCGGAAAAAAUUAUGCGCCGUUUUCAAUUCGAUGAUGAUGAUACUAUAGAAACGGAUGGGGAGUUUCCUCAAAAUAAAUUUAUUCGGAAAAUGUUAAGUACCGAAACAAUAAAAAACAAAUUAAAACACGGUGAUCCAAUAUUUGCUACAAACAAACCAAUUAACCAACCACAUUUGGAUAAAGGCCUAAAUAUCCAACCAAAUUUAAAUACAGGUUCGAACAUCAAGUCAUACAUUAAUAUUGGUUUAAACAGCCAAUCAAAUUUAAUGGGCGGAGCUAGAACGGAACUUCAGCAAGGAGAAGAUCCUGUGGCUACUUCAAGGAAAAUGAAAAAACAAGAACAAAUAAAUUCCUACGCCAGCUUUGCCCAGCAGGACGACCCUACAACAUGGCAGCCAACGCCCAAGGUUUUUAUUUCAACCCAUAGCGCUCCGGUCACUGGUAUUUUUAGAAAAGAGAAAGUAGUUCCUGAGUCACUGAAAACAACGGCGGGAGUUUCUAAACCAAAAGCUCGUCUGCCGUUGAUCGAAGAUGUUCUACAAGUUAUAGAACAGGAGUCACGUGACGGGAGCUCCAGCAGACUCCAGAGUGAGCUGGACGAGAAGGAGAAGAUGAAACACAUCAACAUGAUCAAAGCAGGCCUGAUGGGCUCUGACGGGAGGGUUGGUCAUUCGAUGGAAGAGCGGAAGUUUGGAUAUCCGGGGGGAGGGAAAGAACAGCCCAAAGCGGGCCUCAUCAUAGACUCCGACGGGAGAGUUGGUCAUUCGAGGGAAGAGCGGAAGUUUGGAUAUCCGGGGGGAGGGAAAGAACAGCUCAAAGCGGGUCUCGCCAUAGGCUCCCUUGGGAGAGUUGGUUAUUCGAGGGAAGAGCGGAAGUUUGGAUAUCCAGGGGGAGGGAAAGAACAGCUCAAAGCGGGUGUGUUAGACAAGGUUGGUGUGUACGUUGCGGAGAAACCUGAACCUAUGGAAAUGAAUUUCGAGUGUGAGGUCAUAGACCCCUCUCUGUUCCCGCUUGACACACCUGUCAUGGUAUCAUCUGUUAACACACCUGAUGAGGCCUCACCUGUCUACACACCUGUCGAGGUAUCACAUGUUAACACACCUGUGAAGGUAUCACAUGUUAACACACCUGUGAAGGUAUCACCUGUCGACACACCUGUCCACUCAUCUGUAGAAUCAUCCCAAGUCGUAUCACCUGUAUUAGAACCCCCUUUUAAAUCAACUUCAGAGCUAUCGGUUACUCGUUCACUUACCAUCACAGCGAAACCUACUGAUACAAAUAUGGAGUCAUCUUGUCAUGAAAGUCAAACUAUAAACGAAACUGCAGUGAACGAUCAUGCCUUGAAAGACAUAAAAACAUACACUAUCAAAAGCUCAGAAAAUUAUGAAAAAGGUUUGUGCACCCGUAAAGAUUCUGCUACAUCUGGUGACAACGAGGAAUACUAUUUUGGCAUACGGCAAAAACAAAAUCCGGACUCUCUUGCGCGCAAACCAGAUUUAAAAUCGCCCACAGUAGCUCCUAUGGUAGGAAAGAAUCUCAUAAUCUCACGCGAUGAGCAUAAAAAUAACAGAUCAACAAAGGCGGUGUGUAGUAGUAGCUGUGUCCCCGAUGAUGAUGAAAAAUAUUCUGGGAUGUGUAGUCAGGAUAAUGGUGGAAAAUCUAAUGGUUCCGGAAUGUGUAGCCCCAACGAUGAUGAAAAACCCAACAGUUCUGGGAUGUGUAGUCAGGAUAACCAUGGGAAAUCGAACCGUUCUGGAAUGUGCAGUCACCACAAUAGUGGAGAACCAGACGGUUCCGGAAUGUGCCCGUUUGACUUGACUUGCAUGAAGAAACAGAUCAAUGACGUCAGUAGUGACCAACUCUAA